Jatropha curcas is the source of this 1079-nucleotide messenger RNA. RefSeq names its product membrane-anchored ubiquitin-fold protein 4 precursor (gene MUB4). Lineage: Eukaryota; Viridiplantae; Streptophyta; Magnoliopsida; Malpighiales; Euphorbiaceae. Gene Ontology annotation, molecular function: protein binding. The record is from RefSeq and is a predicted model, not a curated record.
CUGGAACUAUAUAUACAAUUACUGAGAGCAUUCUGAGCUCGAAUUCUGUAAAGAAAAAAAAAAAAUUUAUAAAAGGAAAAACUCUCUCUUACUCUUUCUCUCUCAAAGGAGUAGGAAAUUGAAAAGGCAAAGAGAAAGAAAAAUUUUAUAGCUUCGAGAUCGGGACUAGGCUUAGGGUUUCUCUUUGAUAUCUGUUAUUUUGUUUUUUUUUUCUGUAUUUGUGGCUCUCAUAAACCCUAGAGAACAGCUACUUACUGGAAAGGAGUUUGGAUUGGGUGGUAAUUGUUGGUUUGGAUUGAACUGGAUAGGUUUUUCAGACAAGUGUUUUGUUGUUGCGGACUUUUUGGUUUUGAAGUGGUGAAGAAAGAAAGCUGAAAUGCCGGAGGAGGACCUGGUAGAGCUUAAAUUCAGAUUGUAUGAUGGAUCGGAUAUUGGUCCAUUUAGGUAUUCGCCAGCAUCCACUGUGGCUAUGCUUAAGGAGAGAGUCGUCACUGAGUGGCCUAAAGAUAAGAAAAUUGCACCCAAGGCAGCAAAUGACAUCAAAUUGAUAAAUGCUGGAAAAAUUUUGGAAAACAGCAAGACCGUUGGCCAAUGUAGGGUUCCUUUCGGGGAGCUUCCAAAAGGGGUUAUAACCAUGCAUGUAGUUGUGCAGCCAUCUUUAGUCAAAGCUAAAACAGAGAAAAAGGUGGAUGAGGCCCCAAGGAAAAAUUUCUGUUCAUGCUCUAUAUUGUAAGAGAAAAGACAAGAUCCAUUCAGUUCUAAGCUUGUGAGGUUGCGUUGGAGUUGCUAGGAUCUCAUGGCCAUGGAUACUGGUUGCUGGAAAGAUAAUAAUUUGUAAAAUGGUGCCAUUCACCUAGUGCCUCAAUUCGAGGUCAUUUCUUUGUAACUAUAUGCUGGUGAUGAUGUAUUUGUGUUCUAUAAAGUCGCGUGUUUCUGUAUUUCUACAUGUUCUUAUAAUUUCUUUUAUACAAGGCCUUGGGUUCGGACAGUUUCUCAGGCAUAUUAUUUAAUGGAACCUGUUAUGUCUUCCACUCUUGAUUACCAACCUGAAAUAUGUCUUUUACGACCUAUUUUUUCAA